Molecule: messenger RNA, 2271 nt
Organism: Drosophila virilis
Lineage: Eukaryota; Metazoa; Arthropoda; Insecta; Diptera; Drosophilidae
Source: RefSeq, a predicted model, not a curated record
ACCCCCCCCCCCCCCCCCCCCAAAAAAAAAUAAAAAAUUAAAAAAAAAAGCUGAAAAAAAUUGAAGCACACAAAUUUCCGUGCAAAAAACCACAAAUAUUUCAAACAGAUAUAUGAUUAGAGCACAGGCAUGGAUGAGGGUAACCGCAAACUGGACAUACAGGACGAGCAAAUGGACGAUGCCGAUGGAGAGAAGAUGCAGCGAGAUACCACAAAUUUGAUGCGUCAAUCGGAGAAUUGCAUGUUUACCAUUCAGGUGGCGCCGGGCACCGUAAUGCACAUAAAUAUAGCACCCGAGACGGGUCCAAUACCGGCCACCUGGUGUAUAUCCACAUUGAUCAUUCACAAUGGCCAGCAUUAUACGAAUACUAUACACAAUUUCACCGUGAAUCCGGAAUUGAUACAGAAUUUGGGUUUGGUACAGGAUCCAGCCGGUGGCAAUAUAUUGCAACAGCUGAUGAUGAGUCCCCUGGACUUACCCCGUAAUCCGGUGCAGUCCACGCCCCGCAUUCUAGUCGGCGGCGGAUUCGUUCAGCCAACGGCCGUAUACCGCAUGGUGGAGCACUAUUGCAGUUAUGUGAUGCGCACGGCCAGGAUAUUGGAUAACGUCUUUGGCUGGGUGGCGCCACAACAGAAUCCCGUGCUGCCGGCCCUGGUCCAGGACAUACACUUCACCAGCCAAUCGCUGCAGGCGAUGCUGGAACGGGUUCAGCGUUCAGUGCAGGCUGCCGAACAGCUCUUUAUGCCCAACGUGGCUCCGUUGCCGGCCAAAGUUGAGGACGAGUCUCAGCAGACGGACAUUAAUGAGCUGCAUACCGACGAGGAGAUCAGCAGCGAGACCGAGGAUGAAACCGAGGAUGAGGGCGAGACCUGUGAGUGCACACCGGAAUACGUGCCCUACGAUGACUAUGAUGAUUCGCAGAUCAAGUGCGAUAAUGAUUCGUCAUCCUCGGAUUCGGAUAUACGCAGCUCAAUAUUUUUAGGACCCGACUUUGAGGAGUUUCCGCAGCAGUUCUGGUCGCUGACUAGCAGCGAGGAGGAGAACGAGGAGGAACAGGGCGAUGAGGAGAGCUGGGAGAGCGAUUUUGAGGAUGAUGAAUCCUUCGAUGCGUACAUGGUGCGCCAGUUGCGCGCCCAUGCCACCGGUCUAGCCACACGCCUCAAUUCCGAUUGGGUUAAUCUGGCCAAUGAGCCUACGCAGGCGGAUGAUGAUGAUUGGGACAUUGGAUCGUGCGGGACCAAUGGCGACAUUGAGGAUAUACGCUCAGAGAUAAGCUGCAGCAGCGAGGAUCUAAACGCCUGGCAGUACAACGAGGAUCGCACCUUUGAGACAGAGCUCAGUCGUCCAUUCCGGCGGCUUGUUGGCGAACUGCCCGCCCAGACGGCCCAGGAGGAGCGUUAUGCCUGGCGCCAUACGUACGAAAAUUUUAACUAUCGCAGGGGUCUGCGUCAUAGUCCCAACUAUCGUCAAUAUCCAGAUGAGUCUGUGCCGCUCUCCUUCUAUAGCCAUUGGCGUCCCCAGGAGAAUCUGGCCACUUCUUCGGCCAGCUCACAAAGCGAAAGUCCGGGUCGCAGCGGUGCGCCGUAUACCUUCUCCUUCUAUUCGAAUAAUCUGGACUCCAUGGACAAUGUGAACGAUUCCAUGCAACCGAACUUAUCGCAGAUGCAGGACAUUCAUUUGGAUGACUUGGAUCAGGAGCGUGAGACAACGCCGGAGCCAAAUUCGGACUCAGAGCCGGAUGAACUAGAAAUGGAUGUAGAUAUUGAACUGGAUGAGAUACCGAUCGAUCAACAAAUAGUUCCACUCGAAACUUUUAUACAGCAGACGGACGAGCUAAUUGCACAGAUUUGGGCCAGCCUUUAAGUGUUGGCAAACAGCAGAAGAUCAAACAGGAACUAGUUCGCAAGCAAACAAUUGUUCUUUGUGUUCCGUCCUCUUUUUUUUUUUUUAUACCAAAUUUCAAAUUCUUUUAACGCAAUUUCUAGUUCCUAGCAUUCAAUUCUAACUAAACCAACUUAACCGAUGUGCCUUCUGCUCAAAUGACGAAUGUCUUUAUUGUUGUUCUGCGCAGCAUUCGGCAAUUUUUGCUUGGUCCUGACAUGAACAAGUGCCUUCAGGACUCCGAUGCGAGUCCUUUAACUAUAUCAUCGUCACAAAAAAAAAAAUUUUAGAAAUAGGUUAUUAUAUGAAAUUUAAAUUGACUCUAAGCUAUUUGUUUACAUCCACACAUGACAAUAAAUGUUCUUGUGAUCGUUUGCGUGUUCCUUAAAA